Molecule: messenger RNA, 1671 nt
Organism: Monosiga brevicollis MX1
Lineage: Eukaryota; Choanoflagellata; Craspedida; Salpingoecidae
Exons: 12
Coding region: 10-1656 (548 amino acids)
Molecular function (GO): protein binding
Source: RefSeq, a predicted model, not a curated record
CCGGAAGAGAUGGCGGCGACCGAGAAGAUGAUGGAGAUUCAGACGUCCAUGCGGGCCAAGGCUGCGCAUACGCAAGACUUUAUGCGGGAGUUGUCUUCGUUCCAGGCGGAUAUCUCACGACGUGACGAGCAGCUCAAGGCCCAAAAGGCUGUGCAGAAGAAGCUCCCGCCCAUUCGCGGAAGCAGCGACCAACCAGAUACCUCGGGCCCCCAGCCCACCCCCGCUGCUGGGAAUGAUCAAGCACACCCCACUCAAGCGCGGCAGGCUCGCCUCAAAUCAGGAGACUACCGUGCCUGGGAUCGAUUCGACGUGGACGCUGAGCUUCAGCGACUAGCAGAGGAGGAAGCCCAGAUGGAAACGCAACAAGCACAACGCGCAGCAGCCACACUCGAUCGCGCUACAAGCGGAUCCAAUGGAUCACGGGAUGGCGAAGAACAGCCCAUGAGCAUUAAUGACCUCCAGACGCACAUGGCCAACGUGGAAAAAGACAACGGUAAUGCACAAUUCAAGCAGGGCAAGUUUGCAGCAGCCAUCACCUGUUAUACCCGGGGACUCGAAGCCAAUCCCUACUCGGCAACCUUGCUUUCAAACCGCAGCAUGGCACACCUCAAACUUAAGCAGUACACAGAAGCCGAAGCUGAUGCCACGGAGGCACUUGCCCUGGAUCCUCACUAUCUAAAGGCUUGGUCGCGGCGUGCUACAGCGCGAGGCGAGCUGAAGCACUAUGCCGAGGCCAUCGCAGACUGGCAAAAGGUGUUGGAGCUCGACAGCAAAAAUGGGGUGGCCAAGAAGGAGAUUGCACGUCUUCGCGAUCCUGGUUCUCCAGCCACGAAAAAGACCGCGCCCCAGCAGUGGGUGCGCGUGGCCAUUGAAGAUAUUGGUGAGGCCCCUGUUUCAAGCACAGUUAGCGAAAAGCCGGUGCAAGCAUCAGCCCCUCCAGGUGCAAGCACCGACGGCAGGGUUGUGGAGGCAGGCGCAAGCGAGCCUCCUGCUAAAACGACAGCAUCCGCCAACGACACGCAGAGUCGCAAGGUACAGAUUGUUGAGGUGGACGAUGAUGUGGCCUUGGCGCCGACGGAGACGGCGGCUCAGCCCGUUCAGCCCCAAGCAGCGCCCCUUCCGUCCUCGCCUGCACCCGAGCCCACGGCUGCGCCCGAGCCUACGCCUGCGGCUACGGCGAUGCCAGUGUCCACACCUGCACCUGCAACGACACCGGUCUCUGUGCCCACGCCCUCACCCGUGGUCAGGGAAGCAUCGGCUGUCACUACUGGCCUGCCUAUGUUACCCACGACCAGCCUUGAAUUUCAUCGGUCGUGGCAUCAGAACACCGAGCCAAGUAAACGGGCUGCACUUCUUCAGCGGAUCGAUGCCAACGAGCUGCCGGGCCUAUUGGGAGCUACCUUUGAGCCGGAUGAUUUGAUUAGCAUUCUCCGAGUAUUAUACACAGAGUACUUGCCCCAGCGCCAGCCGAUCUUCCCGGUUUUGCGCAAACUGACCAAAGCCGACCGCUUUGACAUGAUGAUCAUGUUUCUUGAGUCAGAGGAGCGGGCAUGGAUCACCGAGCUGAUUGAAGCCGUGGCCGCCAAUACAUGCGGGGACCGCCCGUCGGAUAAGCUGGUGUCGGCCCUCCGAGCCAAAUUUCAAUGCACUGUCUAACAGUGGCGAAGCAUC